AUGCCGCCCAAGGGCAAGGGCAAGGCCGGAGGAGGCGUCGGCGGCGACGACAAGGGGAAAGGGGGAAAGGGCGGCGGGAAAGGCGAGCUCGGUACAUGCACGUACGUUAAAGCGCGGCACAUACUGUGUGAGAAGCAGGGGAAGAUCAACGAGGCGUACAAGAAGCUGCAGGAGGGGUGGCUGGAUGCGGGGGAUAAGGUGCCGCCCGCCAAGUUCGGCGAGAUAGCCCAGGCAUACUCAGAGUGUCCGUCGGGCAAGAAGGGCGGCGAUUUGGGCUGGUUCCCCCGGGGCAAGAUGGCCGGGCCUUUCCAGGACGUUGCCUUCGCCACGCCCAUUGGUGCCACGUCAGCACCCUUCAAGUCAACGCACGGUUACCAUGUAAUUCUCGUGGAAGGGCGCAAGAACUGA
This is a messenger RNA of Closterium sp. Naga37s-1, 408 nucleotides long. The record is from the annotation of a GenBank genome assembly. Lineage: Eukaryota; Viridiplantae; Streptophyta; Zygnematophyceae; Desmidiales; Closteriaceae.